This is a messenger RNA of Vicia villosa (hairy vetch), 1518 nucleotides long. RefSeq lists its product as uncharacterized. Gene Ontology annotation, cellular component: nucleus. Gene Ontology annotation, molecular function: protein heterodimerization activity; DNA-binding transcription activator activity, RNA polymerase II-specific. The record is from RefSeq and is a predicted model, not a curated record. Bases 1 to 1518 code for a protein of 505 amino acids. The transcript is spliced from 6 exons. Gene Ontology annotation, biological process: regulation of DNA-templated transcription. Lineage: Eukaryota; Viridiplantae; Streptophyta; Magnoliopsida; Fabales; Fabaceae.
AUGGACAAAUCAGGUGAGAUUCAACAAGAGCAAGAAAAUGUGACUGGAGUUGCACCAUGUGCUAGUCAAAUGGCUUAUUCUCACAACCAGAAUGAUCCUUUGGUAGCUUCUGGUCCACCUUUUGUUGCUGUUCCUACCCCAGCUCAACCUCUAGCCGCGUUCUCUAAUUCCAUCGACCAAUUGCAGCAGCAGCAAGAUUUCCACCAUCAACUACAACAACAGCAACAGCAGCAACUUAAGGUGUUCUGGGAAAACCAAAUGCAAGAAAUUGUCCAAACAAAUUGCUUUUCAAAACAUAGUUUCCCACCUACUCAUAUAAAGAGAAUAAUGAAAAUGGAUGAAGAUGUUCAGUUGGUUUCAGCAAAUGCUCCAGUCUUAUUUGCAAAAGCAUGUGAAAUGUUUCUAUUAGAUGUGACUUUGCGAUCUUGGUUUCAUGCGAAAGAGAACAAAAGAAGUAAACUACAAAAGAAUGAUAUAGCAGCUGCUAUUGAAAAUAUUGCUGCUUUCGAUUUCUUGCUUGAUAUCAUUCCAAAAGAUGAAUUGAAAGAAGAGGAAGGGCCUGGAAUUGCAGAGUCAACUAUUCCAAUAGCAGAGGGGCAUGGAAUUGCCCAAACGGGUCCUGCAGCUGAUCUCCCACCACAACAUCCUGUAGGUUCUACCGGGAUGGUCAUGGGAAACCCAUUUGAUCAAGCAGCACUAUAUUCUACCCUUCAUCCUCAACCGCCAAAUCCAAACCCACGGCCACCGCAACAACAAAGUACAACACUAUAUUCUACCAUUCCAAUAGAAGAGGGGCGUGGAAUUGAACUGUCUACUAUUCCAAUAGCAGAGGGGCUUAGAAUUGCACAGUCUACUAUUCCAAUAGCAGAUGGGCUUGGAAUUGCACAAUCUAAUAUUCCAAUAACGGGUCCUGCAAACCAAAUGCAAGAAAUUAUCCAAACAGAUUGCUUUUCAAAACAUAGUUUCCCACCUACUCGUAUAAAGAAAAUAAUGAAAAUGGAUAAAGAUGUCCUGCAGGUUUCAGCAGAUGCUCCAGUCUUAUUUGCAAAAGCAUGCGAAAUGUUUAUAUUUGAUUUGACUUCGCAAUCUUGGACUCAGGCGAAAGAGAUCAAAAGAAAUACACUACAAAAGAGUCAUGUAGCAGCUAUUAUUGCAAGUAAUGUUGCUUUCAAUUUCUUGGUUGAUAUCAUUCCAAAAGAUGAAUUGAAAGAAGAGGAAGGGCCUGGAAUUCUUGGAUUUGCACAGUCUACUAUUCCAAUAAUGGGUCCUGCAGCUGAUCUUCCAUAUAAUGAUGUCCCACCACAACAUCCUGUAGGCUCUACCGAGAUGAUCAUGGGAAAUCCAAUUGAUCAAGCAACACUGUAUUCUACCUUGCAGCCAAAUCCAAACCCACAGCCAACGCAACAACAAAGUACAACACUACAUUCUACCCAGUUGCCUCGACCUCCUUAUGAGGCUAUGAGCUCUUUUAUGGAGUUACUCUUAGGUGCUGUUUACUUUUCAAGUAUUGUUGUGUAA